Rosa rugosa (rugosa rose) is the source of this 1827-nucleotide messenger RNA. RefSeq names its product UDP-glycosyltransferase 91C1-like. The coding region runs from base 300 to 1688 and encodes 462 amino acids. Gene Ontology annotation, molecular function: UDP-glycosyltransferase activity. The record is from RefSeq and is a predicted model, not a curated record. The transcript has a single exon. NCBI's taxonomy places the organism in Eukaryota, Viridiplantae, Streptophyta, Magnoliopsida, Rosales, Rosaceae.
CGACGAUACAGAUUUAUAAAUAGGAUGACACUGAAAAGCACUGAAAACAAGUUGAGAGAUGAGCUGGAAAAUGCACGGACGACAUUGAAUACCAAUAACUGUCCAUGCCAUGUCGGAGAUCUAAAUCUUCCUCUCGAUCUGUUUUCUCUAUAAUAUAUUGAUUAAAUAUCAUAAAAGAAGGAAAUUAAACAAUGAACAAUGGGACCUCUUCAUCAUUGACUGUGAUCUAUGAGUAUCGGUAAGAGUAGUAACAUCCAUGUAUAUUGUUGUCAUUACUGGUCGAUCUUGAGCUCACAAUUAUGGAGCACACAGAGAAAAACCUUCUUCACAUAGCCAUGUUUCCAUGGCUAGCCUACGGCCAUCUCAUGCCGUUUCUCGAAGUCUCCAAGUUCCUAGCUCAACAAGGUCACCGCAUAUCCUUCAUCUCCACCCCUAAAAACCUCCACCGCCUCCCAACCUCCUCCUUAUCCCCGCUCAUCAAACUCAUCGAGCUUCCGAUGCCCGCCGUAGACGGCCUUCCUCAGUCGGCGGAGUCCACCGCCGACAUACCCAUCAACAAGGUCCCGUACCUCAAAAAGGCCUACGACAAGCUCGAGCUUCCUCUCACGCAUUGUCUCGAACAUUCCGACGUCGACUGGAUCGUUCAUGAUUUCGCGUCGCACUGGCUACCCCGAGCCGCGACUCGGCUGGGGAUCAACUCGGUUUACUUCACCAUCGUCAAUGCCACUUCCAUGGCCUUCUUUGGCCCGCCGUCGGAGCUUCUCGCCGGUCAACGCCAGCGGCCGGAGGACUUCACCGUCGUCCCUGAGUGGAUCGACUUUCCUGAUUUUAACGUGGCGUUUAAGCUGCAUGAGAUGGUCAGUCACUGGGACUCCAUGGAGGAUGAGGUCUCCGAUUUCCGGAGGUUGGCCGGUGUUAUUCAAGGUUGCGAUUUUGUGGCCACCAGGACCUGCCCCGAGUUCGACGGCGACUCACUGAGUUUGCUCCCGAUAUUGUACGGCAAACCGGUGGUUCCGGUCGGGUUGUUGCCCCCGGUUUUACAAGAGGACCAAUCGGAAGAUGACACGUGGCGGGUUUUGAGAGAGUGGCUCGAUAAGAGGAGAGAGAAGUCGGUGAUUUACAUCGCACUUGGCACGGAGGUGACUCUGAGUCAAGAAGCGAUGCACGAGUUGGCACGUGGGAUAGAGAAAUCCGGGUUGUGUUUUAUUUGGGUGUUGGGCAAUCGUCAAGUAGCUCAAGGUCCGGACAUAAUUCCUGUCGGGUUUGAGACCCGAGUUCGAGACCGGGGUUUGGUGUGGAGGGGUUGGGCUCCACAACUUAGGGUUUUGGGUCACUCGUCGAUUGGGGGUUUCUUGACUCAUUGUGGUUGGAGUUCGGUGAUCGAGGCGCUCGGGUUUGGUCGGGUGUUGAUUUUGUUUUCCGGGGCAAGUUCGGAUCAAGGGUUGAUUGCGAGACUGAUGCACAACAAGCGAGUCGGGUUGGAGAUACCGAGGGAUGAUCGAGAUGGGUCAUUUAGUAGUGAAGCAGUGGCCGAGUCGAUUAGACGAGUCAUGGUGGACAGAGAAGGGGAGCCACUCAGGGCAAAUGCUUGGGCCAUGAAGGAAGUUUUUGGCAACUUGGAUUUGAACAACAGGUAUCUGGAUGAGUUCACUCAAUUCCUUGAAACCUGGCCAGCUUCAAUGUCUUAAAUAAGUUUGUAUCUUUUUAAAGAAUUAAGUGUGUAUCAUUUUCUUUUAGAAACAUGUCAAUUUAUUGCAUUGAUUAACGAAAUUAUACACAAUGAUCUUACCCCCAUGGGGCUAUCAAUAGAGUCAUUACCUAAGCAAU